This is a messenger RNA of Parnassius apollo (apollo), 1671 nucleotides long. NCBI's taxonomy places the organism in Eukaryota, Metazoa, Arthropoda, Insecta, Lepidoptera, Papilionidae. The record is from the annotation of a GenBank genome assembly.
AUGCCGAAAUACAAAAGCAAGUCAAAAGUGAAGCGUGGCCAAGCUCUUCAAAACUAUUGGCAAUUGAGAAAUCAGCGGAAAUUCCAUUCAGAAAAUCUGGGCAAAGAUCCGUCAACUGAAUCUAAUGCAUUACAUUCAUCUACGACUAUUGCAAAAACUCACGUUCCGUUCGGUGUUGCAGUUGAUGAGGAGAUUCCGUUGCCAGAUAUUACGCAACAACAAGAUAACAUUUUACCGGAAUUAAUUAUUGAAAAGGAUCAACCAGAAACAGGAAAAAGAAAUAUAUCUGGCAGACGAAUUGUUGAUAUAAAAUACUUUUUUUCAAAAUUACAAGAAAUCAGCAAUCAUAGCCCAUAUAACUGUGGAGUACAAAGUUUAAAAAUUGUUGGAGAGAAACGAGUUGGACUGUCAUCCAAGUUUACUCUAGAAUGUUUAAUGUGUAAAGGAAAGUUUUUAUUAAAUAAUAUCCCAGGUGAUCUGAAAAAAAAUACAGAAUCAGUCGCUGGUGCAUCGACGUGUAAAGAAAAGUAUAUUGUCUCCGGUGAUCUGGACAUAAAUACAGCUGUGGUUGCCGGUGCAGUUUCUGUUGGUAUUGGCUACUCACAAUUAGAUGAAUUACUAUCAGCAAUCGAUUUACCUAUGAUGACUGAGCCUCUGUACCAAAAACAGCAUGAGUUUGUUUCUAACGCCUGGGAAAAAGCACUUGGUCAAUCCAUGCAAGAAGCCGCAGAAGAAGAAAAAAGGAUUGCUUUAGAAAAAGGUCGUGUAACCACUGGUGGCAUACCUAUUAUAGAUGUUAUUGCUGAUGGAUGCUGGAAGACUUUAGAUUUUUGCACUCACAAACUUUUUGAGGACAUUCAAACUGUACAUUUACAUGCCUUCGGAAACCACACCAACUGUAAAAUCCAUUUCUGUAAUCGUCGUCAAACUGAAACUGAAUCUGUACCAGCGGAUUUUUUCACAAGUUCUUUAUGGCAGAGAAUAUGUUUUAUUAUAAAUAAUAUUGCUGACCAUUCAAGAAGUCUUGUUCAUGAUGUUGAAAGUAACAUCGUAGAAUGUUUUCACAGCAUUGUGGCCAAGUUAGUUGGGGGUAAAAGAGUAAAUUACUCUCUGCGAAGCGGCUAUCAAGCUAGAUGUUCAGCUUCUGCGGUUACGUUCAAUACUAAAAGAAAACCUACUACAAUAUUGUACAAAACGAUUGUAGGCAAAAGCCCUAAAGGCCGAAUGAGCACUUUCGAUAAUAAGUAUCGGAAACUCAGAGGCUUGAAGAAACGCGCCAAUUAUAAAAAGCCGCAGAAGACGUGUGACGCUAUAACUCAAAAUAAAGAUUAUGGUGAACAAAGCUCUAAACCGGAUGUGGGUGAAGAUGUUCUUAAUUUAAUGAAGGAAACUUUUUUAUCCAAUUUAAAAAAAAGUAAAGAAGAAAGAACAUGGAUUGAGCGGCAGACCAUUUUGCAAAGCGAGUCUAGCGAAUGGCUUGAACUUAGACGUUCUUUGUUGACAGCUUCGAACUUUGGCAAAGUGAUCAAAAUGAGGCCGGAUACUAUUUGUGCCAAUAUAGUAAAGCAAUUGCUGUACAAAAUUAAUAUAGAUGCCGUUCCUUUGCAGCACGGAAGAGAAUAUGAAAAAAAGCGCUACAACAAUUAUCUAUGCAAGAAGCAGUGGAUAUAA